Messenger RNA from Plectropomus leopardus (leopard coralgrouper), 1158 nucleotides. The record is from RefSeq and is a predicted model, not a curated record. NCBI's taxonomy places the organism in Eukaryota, Metazoa, Chordata, Actinopteri, Perciformes, Serranidae.
AUGUCCAGGAGCUGGCGGUGGCCUACCAAAGUACAACAGGAGUUCAGAUUUGUUUCAAAGUCCCUUUCACACAUUGGGCAGGUCAUGUGUCCCCAGUCUGGUUCAGUGGAAAAAGAGAUGGGGGUUUUCUCCAAAGGACAAGUUCAAAUGUCUGCUACUGUUAACACAAAGGUGUGCUCUCCAGGUGACACUUUAUCUGUUGUUGCCAAAAUCUGCAACUCCUCUUCCAAAAAAAUGAAGCCCAAAUUCAGUUUACAGCAGAAAACAGUGUACCGUGCCAGUGGUUCCACUAACCCCAGUGAAAAAAGUCUUUGCAAAAUGGUUGGGGAGACUAUCGCCGUGAAUUCAGAGGAAACUGUGUCCUGCCAACUGGAGAUUCCUGAUGAUGUCACCCACAGUCUCCAUAAUUGUGAAUUAAUCUCAGUUGAACAUUUCCUCAAGGUGUAUUUGGACAUCAGUUUUGCUACUGACCCAGAGGUGGUGUUCCCACUGGUCAUCGUUCCUCCUAGCUUUGUCCCCCCUCAGCCUGGGGAGGCUGUGGGGCCUUACUGUGCUGCAGGGGCCCCAAUUAACAAUGACUUCCCUCCCCCUGCCUUCCCUAUGUGACCUUAUCCUGUGUCCUCAGGUUUAGGCGCUUAUGCUGUAGCAUAAGGUGGUUACGAUGAGCACCAAUGCAUGCUAUUAUGACAAUGCCAGUAACUAGUUAGUACUUCUCACUCAGCUUACAGACACGCUCAGCAUGUCAGAGUGUUGUACCGUCUAUAUUCACGCGUCUGUGCUCAUUAAUACCCAGCACUAGAUCCAACUCAAUACGCAAACAUAAGACGGAUAAAUAGAGUUCUGUAUUAAUCCUGGUGGGAAAUUUUACUGUUGUAGCAGUAUUGAAGAAAAGAUAAAAGCAACAUAAUAUAGCCUACAACACUUAGCAACAAUUAUUAUGGACCCAUAACAUGAAUAACAAGUUUUACUGUACAUAAAAAAUGGCUGUGAUAACCUGUGGCCACAUCAGGCUGCUUCAUAUGCUUUUCCACUGCAGCUUUGUGCAGCUUUAAACCCAGAUACUGCUCCAUCUCUGCUUCAACAAUAGUAUUUGUAAAACAUUUGGUGUUACAAAUGUGUAACUGUGCUCUAUAUUUGUACUACUGUUUAACAUUUUUA